CCAAGCUCUCCACCUCAGACACCAUGAGUUACUACAACAGCUACUACGGAGGCCUGGGCUAUGGCUCUGGAGGCUAUGGGGGCCUGGGCUAUGGCUAUGGCUGUGGCUGUGGCAGUUUCCGCAGACUGGGCUAUGGUUGUGGCUUUGGUGGCUACGGAGGCUUUGGAUAUGGCUCUGGCUAUGGAGGCUUCAGCUCUGGCUCUGGCUAUGGAGGCUUCGGAUAUGGCUACAGGCGCCCCCUUUCCUAUGGGGGAUAUGGAUUCUCCACCUUCUACUGAAAGGCUGAACUGGGAAAGCAACUCUU
This is a messenger RNA of Mus musculus (house mouse), 304 nucleotides long. It is a transcript of the gene Krtap19-4, whose product is annotated as keratin associated protein 19-4. The record is from RefSeq and is marked provisional. The transcript has a single exon. Bases 24 to 278 code for a protein of 84 amino acids. Lineage: Eukaryota; Metazoa; Chordata; Mammalia; Rodentia; Muridae. Gene Ontology annotation, cellular component: cytosol.